AUGGAAGAUCGAGAAGAAGCCUUGCUUGAUAAUUUUCAGGUUAGGCCAAUUUUAAUUAAUCGUGUGUUUGAGGCUCAGAUGUAUGAUGAAGAGACCCAGGAAAUAAUUCAAGCAAGGAAUCAAGGCAAAAAGAGGGAUUUCGGGAUUCGAGAAACUGAUGCUGGUGGAUUAAAAAAUGUUCUUGUUAUUGGGGUUGAUGCUCUUUCUCGGAUUGUUGACUGGACCGAUAGAAGAACGUACCAUGAUCUCUUCGGGGAUGUUGCUGGGGCUGUAUUAAUACAGGCCUGCGAUGGUGAGGAUGAUGGUUUGCUUUCUUUUGAUAUGCAUAGUGAUGGUGAAGGAUACAGACAUCUAAAUGCCGCCUUGAAAGAAAAUGAAACAGACGAUGAGUUGGGUUCUAAUGGUUCAGUCCUAGGCUUCCCUCCAAGACAAGCUUCAUAUUCCUGCCUUCAAAUGAAUGGUAAAGAGGUCUUUCACUUUGCUGUGCGUGUUAUGCCGCAGUCAAUUGAGUAUUCCCUUGCAAAGGCUGGUCUCCCUGCAUCUAGCAUUGAUUUGUUACUGCUCCAUCAGGCAAACCAGAGGAUCCUUGAUGCGGUUUCUACUCGCAUGCAAAUCCCAUCAAAACAGGUGAUUUCAAACUUGGCAAACUAUGGCAACACGAGCGCUAGUUCCAUAUCGUUGGCAUUGGACGAAGCUGUGAGAAGCGGGAUGGUGAAACUAGGCCAAACUAUUGCAGCUGCCGGUUUUGGAGCAGGUCUGACUUGGGCUUCUACCACUUUCAGAUGGGGUUGAAACUCGAAACCUCGCCUCCUGCCAAUACAGAACAAGAACGUCAUCCUAGCCGUAUGAAGCACGGUUUUGCAAUUCUUGCAUCACGUUCCAAAUGUAUUAGGUAUUGUUGCAUCAUAAUCUCCA
Molecule: messenger RNA, 915 nt
Organism: Malus domestica (apple)
Lineage: Eukaryota; Viridiplantae; Streptophyta; Magnoliopsida; Rosales; Rosaceae
Source: RefSeq, a predicted model, not a curated record